AUGGAUAAGGCUGGACAUGGCCUUGGCCUCGUCGCCGAUUUCGCCAACGCGAUCAAGAGCUGCAAGGAUCUCCACAAAUGCCGGCUUCUCCACAGCAAGAUCCUCUCCGGCCCCUGCAAUCACGACCGAUACCUCUCCAAUCUCCUCAUCGACACGUAUGGCAAGCUGGCCAGUAUCGAGAGCGCUCGCGCCGUCUUCCACGCGAUGGGCGAUCCCAAUCACUUCUCCUGGAACAUCUUGCUGGGCGCAUUCGCCCAGAAUGCCCACAUCGACGACGCGAAGACCACUUUCGAUCGCAUGCCGCAGUGGGAUCUCGUCUCGUGGAACGCGCUAAUCUCCGCAUUUGCCCAUCACGGGCAUUCGGAGGAGGCCAAGGCGAUGUUCCUGGCGAUGGAGAAUCGUGACGUCGUGUCCUGGAGCUCCGUGAUCAAAGCCUACGCGCAGUCCGGACUCGUCGAUAAGGCCUCGCAAGUCAUGGAUCGCAUUCCCAAAUGGGACGUCCAAUCCAUCACCGGCAUGGUCGCAGCAUUUGCCCAGAACGGGCACCUUGACGCUGCGAGCGCGAUGUUCGAUCGAAUGGAAGAACGCAACGUCGUCGUGUGGACGGCGCUCAUCACCGGCCUCUCGCUGAGUUACCAGAUCGAAGAGGCGGAGACAAUCUUUAGAUUGAUCCCCGGGAGGGACGUGAUCGCGUGGAACGCGAUGAUCACGGCGUAUAGCCAAAAUGGCGACCCCCACACGGCCAAGCUCCUCUUCGACGUAAUGCCGGAGCGCAACGUGGUGACGUGGACGACCCUGAUUGUCGUGCUGGCAGACCACGGUGACCUGUGCGACGGACGCGGUACCUACCUGCGGAUGCCGCACGUCAACGUAGUAGCGUCCAAUGCGAUGAUCCAGGCCAACGCCCACCACGGUGAGCACGACGCGGCAAAAGGAAUCUUUGACGGGAUGCGAGAGUGGGACCUUGUCUCCUGGAACUGUCUUCUCACGCUCUACACGGAGGCAGGGAACCUCGCUGACGUGGAGGGCGUCUUCCACGCCAUGCCCGACCGGGAUGACGUGUCGCGCAACGCGAUGCUUGCGGCGUAUGUCCGCUGGGGCCACCUGGACAGCGCCACGUGCCUGUUUGACGCGAUGCCACGUCGCGGGAUCGUGUGCUGGAACACCAUGGUCACCGCGCACGCCAAUGCGGGCGUCACCGCGCGGGCGAAGUGGCUUUACGACACCAUGCCGCAGUGGAAUAUCCUUUCGGUCACGGCGAUGCUCACCGCGUACUCUAACCGCGCGUUUGUAGAAGAUGCCGAGGAUCUCUUCAUGCGGCUGCCGCAGCGCACCGCGGUAGCGUGCAACAUUAUGAUCGUGAUGUACAGCGAACAGGAGGAUCUAGAAUCAGCGGUCGGCAUAUUUUCUAAGAUGCCACAGCACGAUCUUAUCUCGUGGAACGCGCUUGUUUCAGCAUAUGCCGCAAAUGGGCAUCCGCUGCAAGCGAGAGUUUCUCUCGAUUCCAUGCCCAAGAGAGACGUGGUAUCGUGGACGACGGUGGUGGCUGGAUAUACCCAAACUGGUGAUAUCGACAAGGCCAUCUCCGCCAUGAAUCGGAUGCCAAUGUGGGAUCUCGUGACCUGGAACGUGAUGAUCUCGGCGUACGCAGGGAUUGGAAACUGUGUCAUAGCAAAGAAAAUGUUUGAUGACAAGCAGCAACGGAAUCUCAUCUCAUGGAAUGGACUGAUCGCGGCCUACGCCCAAACCGGAAACUUGGCACUCGCGGUCGCCAGCUUCCACAAGAUGCCCGAAUGGGACUCCAUCUCUUGGAUCGGGCUCAUCGUGGCCUACGCGCAAUGCGGCCACGUAUCCGACGCCUGUGCGAUGUUCGAGGAUAUCCCUUCCCGCGGGACGCUGGCGUUCUCCGCGAUCCUGGGGGCAUAUGCCCACACUGGGUAUCACAGCGAGGCCGGGGAGGUCUUCCGGGCAAUGCAGCUCGAGGGCGUACGUCCAACCAAGGUUUCGUACAUGGCGCUUCUCACAGGUUUCAGCUAUGGCGGGAUGCUGGACGAGUGCCGAGAGGCCUUCGUGGGGAUGCUGUCGUCGGGGAUCUCUCCGGCGAUCCAGCACUUUCGCAGCGUUGUCGACGUUAUCGGGCGAGCAAAGGACCCGGGGGAUGCGGAAGAACUGAUCAGAACGAUGCCGUAUGUGGCGGACUCGGUGGUGUGGACGUCGCUGCUCGGGGCGUGUCGCAUGCACGGGGAUCUGGAGAGAGCGGCGCUGGCGGCAAGAAAGGUGACGGAGCUCGAGCCCGACAUCUCGGUUCCGUAUGUGCUGCUGGCCGAGAUGAUCAAGAGCGAGAGUGGCAGCGACAGUGACGAGCUCGCGAAAGCUCCUCGCUUCUUCACGGCCAUCACAUCUCUAGCUGCCGUUGCCUCCACGGCGAUCCAAAUUGCUGGCCCCAGGAUCGCGACUGGAAGAUCUUCAAUGCCUCAAUCCAAGGCCGGCUCAUCGCGGUCAAGCCCCCGGCAUGGCCUUGCCACGAUCCCCAGUACGACCAUCAUCUCUGCGAGCUCGCCACCGAGAAUUGGAGCGAUCCCACCUGGAGAUCCGACCAGCCGGGAGCGAUGA
Selaginella moellendorffii is the source of this 2613-nucleotide messenger RNA. Its product is annotated as pentatricopeptide repeat-containing protein At1g09410, mitochondrial-like. Gene Ontology annotation, biological process: RNA modification. The transcript has 3 exons. NCBI's taxonomy places the organism in Eukaryota, Viridiplantae, Streptophyta, Lycopodiopsida, Selaginellales, Selaginellaceae. Bases 1 to 2613 code for a protein of 870 amino acids. Gene Ontology annotation, molecular function: protein binding; RNA binding. The record is from RefSeq and is a predicted model, not a curated record.